AUGAACUACAAUCUAUCACGCUCAGCCUCACGGCACUCAAAACCCCUCCUCCACCUUCUUAAAACCCAAACCCCAAAACCCAAAUCCCCAGUCUUCAUCCUCACCCACCACCUCUGCACCAACCUCAGCCCCAAUCCGAACCAACCACCCCAAGACGACGACACCUUGAUAACCCAAGUGCUCCAACUCCUCCAACCCAAUGAGAAAGACUGGAACUUCGACCAACUCCACACCCUCCUCUUCUCCAACUCAACCUCUCCUUCAUCUCACUCCGUCUUCCACAUCACUCGCCGCCUCGGCGCUCCGUCCAAAGCCAUCAAAUUCUUCGACUACAUUUCCGAAAAUGUGGGAACAACAACCCCUCCAGGCUCCAAUGGUUUGCUCUCCUCCGCAUUCCAGGCCGUUCUGGAGCUCACAUUGCGAGAACCCACAUCGGAAAAGAAGCUCAUUAAGCUUUACAAGAUGGCGAAGAAGCGGAAUGUGGCGCUUGAUGUAAACACCGCAGCUCUGCUUGUUCGGUCCCUGGGGACGGCUGGCAUGGAGGACGAGGCUGUCAUGGUGUUUAAUGAACUCGAUUCGGGGUUGAAGAACACUCAUAUUCACAAUGUGGUGAUUAGGGUGUUGCUGAACAUGGGGCGAGUUGAUGAUGCACUGAAGGUGCUCGACGAAAUGCUUGACCCAGAAGCAAAGUUCCGGGUUGACGACUUUACCGGGGAUAUUGUGAUUGGCUCAUUGUUGAGGAAAGAGCAGAAAGGGAGGAGAGUCAGUGUGGAGGAAAUUGUGGAGUUGGUGUCGAAAUUUGGUAAGCAUGGUGUGUUUCCUAAUAGCCCGAUACUUACGAAAUUGGUGACUGUUUUGUGUAGGAAUGGGAAGGUUAGUGGCGCUUGGGAUGUGUUGCAUGAUGUUAUGGAUAUGGGUGGUGCUGUAGAAGCUGCUUCUUGCAAUGCGCUUUUGACAGCUUUGGGAAGAGGUAAUGAUUUUAAGAGGAUGAGUGAGCUUAUGGUGAAGAUGGAAGAGGUGGGCAUUAAGCCGAAUCUUAUUACUUUUGGUAUUCUUAUCAAUCGUUUAUGUAAGUCUGGGAGACUAGAUGCUGCCUUGGAGGUGUUUGAGAAGAUGAGUGGAGGAGUAAAGGGGGUUUCAGCUAAACCAGAUGUGAUUAUCUAUAACACUUUGAUUGAUGGACUUUGCAAAGCAGGAAGGCCAGAAGAGGGAUUGUGUUUGAUGGGAAAGAUGAGAUCGCAAGAUGGCUGUGUUCCCAAUACUGUUACGUACAAUUGUUUGAUUGAUGGUUUCAACAAAGUUGGGGACAUUGAGAGGGGUCGUGAGCUCUUUGACAAAAUGAAGGAGGAAGGGAUACCGCUAAAUGUGGUCACCCUCAAUACUUUGCUUGAUGGUUUGUGCAGGCAUGGGAGACUCAACACUGCACUUGAGUUCUUCAAGGAGAUGCAGAGGGAUGGUCUGAAAGGCAAUGCCGUUACUUACACUAUCUUAAUCACUUCCUUUUGUAAUGUGAACAAUAUUAGCAAGGCAAUGGAGUUGUUUGAUCAGAUGUUGAGCGCUGAAUGUCCCACAGAUGCAAAAGUUUAUCACUGCUUGAUCUCUGGUUUAAGCCUAGCCGGAAGGAUGGAGGAUGCCAGCUUUGUUGUCUCAAAGUUGAAGGAAGCUGGGUUCUCCAUGGAUAAUGUUUCCUACAAUGUAAUGAUUAAUGGGUUCUCCAGUAAAAAUAAGCCUGAUAAGAUUCAUGAGAUGAUUGAGGAAAUGGAAGCGUCUGGAGUGAAGCCUGAUAGUGUGACAUACAACACCUUGCUUGCCUACUUAAGCAAAGCUGGGGACUUCAAAAGUGCACAUAAAGUACUUGACAGGAUGAGGGAUGAGGGUAUUGUUCCCACUGUGGUCACUUUUGGUACAUUGAUUCAUGCACAUUGCUUGGAUGGUGAUAUUGACAAAGCCAUGAGAAUCUUCAGAGACAUGGGUUCUAAGUCAAAGAUACCUCCGAAUACAGUAAUAUACAAUGAUUUAAUAAAUUCUCUCUGUAAGAAGAAUGAUGUGGAACAAGCUCUUUAUUUGAUGGAUGAUAUGAAGGAUAAGGGGGUGAGACCUAAUACCCAAACGUUCAAUGCCUUGUUCAAAGGCCUUAGAGAGAACAAUUUAUUAGAGAAGGCAUUUCAAUUUAUGGAUCGAAUGGUUGAACAGGCCUGUAAUCCUGAUUAUAUAACAAUGGAAAUUCUUACCGAAUGGCUUUCUUGUGUUGGUGAAAUACGGAGGUUGAGAAAGUUUGUUCAAGGAUAUCCGGUCUCAAAGACAGAAGGCAAAGCGGCUGGUUUCAAAGACAGAGGGCAAAGCGGCUGGUUUCAAAGCGACAGAAGCCAAGCCGCUGGUUUCAAAGCAACAGAAGGGAAACCCGCUGGUUUCAAAGCGACAGAGGGCAAAGCCGCUGGUUUCAAAGUGACAGAGGGCAAAGCUGCUGGUUUUAAAGCAACAGAAGGGAAACCCGCUGGUUUCAAAGCGACAGAAGGCAACGCUAACAUUAUUUAA
Molecule: messenger RNA, 2535 nt
Organism: Rosa chinensis
Lineage: Eukaryota; Viridiplantae; Streptophyta; Magnoliopsida; Rosales; Rosaceae
Product: pentatricopeptide repeat-containing protein At3g61520, mitochondrial
Exons: 1
Coding region: 1-2535 (844 amino acids)
Molecular function (GO): protein binding
Source: RefSeq, a predicted model, not a curated record